Messenger RNA from Sus scrofa (pig), 3358 nucleotides. The record is from RefSeq and is a predicted model, not a curated record. NCBI's taxonomy places the organism in Eukaryota, Metazoa, Chordata, Mammalia, Artiodactyla, Suidae.
CCGAGGCUUCGCGGCUGCUGCAGCCUGGAGAUUGGCUCGUGGUGCGCACUCCUGCGCCACAGGGCGGAAGGAAGUCCAGUUUUGAGGCCUAAUGAGACUCCUUUGUAGGACUCUGUGAUGCCAGAAUCCCUCCUCUCCUCCCGAUUCCCGCCUGGGUCUGGACCAGGGUCAGAGGCUGCUUGACUGCGAAGUGGCGCUUGCCAAGCGCUCAACAUUAAAUAGGAUUUUCUGCCCCCAGCAUGGCCUAAAUUUGCUUCCUGGACCAGGCUGGAAUCUGUUGUGACCAGUGCUCUGGAAGGAACUUUGGAUUUGGAGGAAAAAGAAAGUCACUCUGUGCUUUGAGAAGAACACUCUGCAGGGCGUGAGCAUAGCUGUCAUGGCUGCUGCCUCCCCGCUGAGAAACCUGGAGGACGAGGUGCUGUGCUCUAUCUGUCUUGACUACUUGAGAGACCCCGUAACCAUUGACUGUGGUCAUGUCUUCUGCUACCACUGCAUCAUGAAGGUCUGUGAAUCUGCUAGGCAGCCAUUGCAUUGCUCUCUCUGCAAGACAGCCUUUAAGACAGAGAGUAUCCGCCACGUGUGGCAGAUGGCCAGCCUAGUGGAGAGCAUCUGGAGGAUGAAAGCAGAUGAGGAGAGACAGCCCAGAGAGGAAAGACAACGUGAACAAAAAGCAGAGGAGCUGUGCGGUCAACAUUUGGAGAAGCUGCAUUACUACUGCAAGGACGACCAGCAGAUACUGUGUGUGAUGUGUCGGGAGUCCCGGGAGCACAGGCACCAUGCUGCAGUCCUCCUGGAGAAGGCUGCUCAGCCUCAUCGGGGUAAAAUUCUGAAUCAUCUGAAGGUCCUGAAGGGAGACAGGGACAGGAUUCAGAAUCUUCAGUCUACAGGAGAAGAUGAGAUUCAGGCCCUGCUGGCAAAAUUCCAGAACCACAAGCAAGACAUAGCAUCCGUGUUUGAGCAAGGCCAUCGGUUCCUGAGAGAAAGGGAGCAGUACCUGUUGGAGUGUCUGGAGGGGAUGGAGCAAGAGCUCACUGAAGGGAGGAACAGCCAUGUCACCAAGGGCUCCGAGGAGGUCGUCCGGCUUGGGACCCUGAUUACUGAGUUAGAGAAUAAGGCUCGGCAGCCAGCACUUGAACUUCUGCAGGACCCAAGUGACAUAAUAAACAGAUAUCCCCGGAAGAAGUUCUGGAUUGAAAAGCCUAUCAGUCCUGCAAUCAAAAAGCGGGCAGAAGAAUUUUCAGAUAAACUUCUUUCUCUAGAGAAAGGACUCAGAGGAUUCCAUGGAAAAUUGAUGAGAGAUCUGGAAUAUAAGACAAUGAGGAUCAGCCUGAAUUCCCAGACAGCCAAUGGCUACCUCUCAGUGUCUCCGAAUGGAAAGAGUAUGGUAUUCACUGGCUUGUGGAUGAACAAAUACCAACACGGGCAGCGAUUUGACCCGGAGCCUGGUGUGCUGGGCAGUAAGGGCUUCACGUGGGGCAAAGUGUAUUGGGAAGUGAAAGUGGAUAGGAUAUGGUGGGGGGCAGAGGAGGAAGAAGAAGCGAUGAAGUACAGGGGUGAAACCAGAGGUGUGUUUGGCAGUAGCUAUGUUGGUGGAUUCAUAGGCAUCACUGAUGGGUAUAGUUCUCCUGGAUACAGAGAUGAGAAUGAGGAGCUGGAGGAGGAAUGGUCUCAGGAAAAUGGAAUAUGGCCAAAAUUCUGCCUGGUGGGAGUGGCAAGAGAGUCCGUGGUGAGACGAGGAUUUCUCACUUCACCCCCGAGGAGGGAUUCUGGACUCUGCAGCUGUCUUCAGCUGGGGUCUGUAUAUGUACCAGCCUGGAGCCUUUCCAGAUCCUGUCCUACUGUCCGAGGCAGAUUGGCGUUGCUCUGGAUUAUGAUGGUGGGAAGGUAGCCUUUACCAAUGCCAGAACUCACGAGUUUAUCUAUGAGUUCUCCUCUUCCUUCAGUGGGAGAAUUUUCCCUUUCCUGUGGCUUAACUGCAUGAGAUCCAGACUUACGCUGAGACCCUGAGAGAAGACCUCAUGGGCACAGCCCGAGGUUUCUUCCUUUAUCCUUUGUUCCUUUACAUCAUGCCCAGCUCUCUACCUCAGCUAGAUGGUCCUGCUGGGUUGCUAAAGGCACUUCGGUGACUGGAGCAUUAUGGUAGCGUCAGGAGUCUCUUAUCCUCACUGCUUUGUCUCUAAAAUGGAAAUAGUAAUAUAUGAUCUGCUUUCUCUGCGGGGGAAUGGUUGAAAUGUCUUUAAAGUACUUAUUAAACCGUGUGUUAUUACUAAUCUUUCUAUUCUGUUGCCUUUGAUUGAUUCUUCACCUGCCACUGAGACAAAGUUAUGAGCACGAAUGACUGUAUCAUAGGAUUGCAGGCCCUGCCACUAAGAGUAAUUGAUUACAACAUCCAUAUCAAUUUCUAAAGCACGUUUUCUGUCUCAUUAUUUCUGCUGCCAUCCUUCUAAGCAGCUGAGCAAACAGUAACUAUUAUGUAAUUCUGAAACUUGAGGUAUCUGGAGUGGAAAUUGGUUUAGUUCUUUCUGCUCCGUUCUGAUCAUAUUUGCAAUAAGAAGGGGGGAAGGGAAGCUAUAUAAGUUUCCUGUGUAUAUGAAUCUUUGGAAGUCACUGGUCCUGAAACAAGUUUUUGUCAGCUGUGUUUUGCGAUGGGAAAAAUAGAUUCUUAAUGUUAAAUUUGUAGUCUUAGCUAAAGCAGCAGAAAACAAAUCAGGCUAAUUUUAGGGAAAAAGGGAAAUGCAUUAAAAGUUCCUGGGUAUGGAGAGCACAAGGAGAGAAGGAUAUGUGUGCCCACCUGCUUGCAGUUCCUGGAGGUCCUGCCACGUUGCCAUAGACAUCUGGGAGUCAGUGUGGGAGCUGCAGUAAGAGGGAGAAGGAGGUGGGGGUCGAGAGGGUUGUUGGGAUCGUCAGUACAUAAACAGAACACAUGCGUGAGGACAAGCUAGGCAAUAGUGGAGCUGAGCUGGUGGGGAGCAGAGGAGGAGGAAGCAAUGCACACGGAUGGGGGUGGAGUCAGGGGUGUGCUUGGCAGUACCCAUCUUGGUGGAUUCAUAGACCCAACUGAUGGCCAUAGUUCUUCUGGAUAUAGAGAUGAAGAUGAAGAAUUGAGGAAGGAAUAGUCUCAGGAGUUAGUGGAUAGAACAGACCCUAGUUCUUUAUGUAGCGAACUCCUAAAGCAAAAUCUGGCACAAGUGCACCAGAAAUUGCCAGAGUAUAGGGUGUCUGCCUGGGCUGCAGCAACGAAAAAGAUUUGGAAAGUAUGUUUUCCGCUUCUGGUUUUUUUGGUUUUGGUUUUGGAUUUUUUGUCUUCCUAGGGCUGCACCCGUGGCAUAUGGAGGUUCCCAGGCUAGGGGUCUAAUCA